Messenger RNA from Hippoglossus stenolepis (Pacific halibut), 3228 nucleotides. RefSeq names its product VPS9 domain containing 1 (gene vps9d1). Gene Ontology annotation, cellular component: endocytic vesicle; cytosol. Gene Ontology annotation, biological process: vesicle-mediated transport. The transcript has 17 exons. NCBI's taxonomy places the organism in Eukaryota, Metazoa, Chordata, Actinopteri, Pleuronectiformes, Pleuronectidae. The record is from RefSeq and is a predicted model, not a curated record. The coding region runs from base 43 to 2031 and encodes 662 amino acids. Gene Ontology annotation, molecular function: guanyl-nucleotide exchange factor activity; small GTPase binding.
UAUGCGCCCUGAGUCAACACGAAGAAGCAGAGAGGGGUAAACAUGGCCACAGCCGCAGACCUCGGAGGGAAACCGCUGCAAAACGCCAUGAAAAUGGCCAAAGUCGCGAUUCAGCUGGACGGAGGAAGCAAACACAAGGAGGCUUACUGUGAAUACCUCCGGACCAUCAACUACAUCUCACACGCACUGUUGGAGGAAGCUGCGCCGCAACAGGAGAGGGAGAUGGUGGUGGUGGAGGUGGAGCGGAUGUUGAGGCUCGCUGAGCAGUGUCUGGAGCGAGCCAAGUCCUUUAUACAGAAGAGUGCUGACCCCCUUGACCUCUCAGCCCCCGCUUCCUGUUCAACUGCCCAAUCAGAACCCCAUCAGACCACAGACCUCCCAGUCGCCACUGCUGCAGACACUGGAACGAGCCCAACCAAGACCGGUCACCGCCGGUCGUUGUCAGACGGCGGCGGGGAGCCGUCCCCGUUCCUCCCCCCCGAGGUCUUCCAGAAGCUACAAACAGAGGAGUCACAGGACACGAGCAAAAAGGAGCUGACACCCAUUGAACAAGCUUCGCGUGUGAACCAGAAGUUAAAAGCGAACUAUGAAGCUCGUCUGGCGAGACUCUCCCCGGGUCAGGCCUAUCAGAAGACGUCUUUGAAGCUGUCCCUCCAGCGGCAGAUGAUGGAGAACCUCAUCAUAGCCAAGGCGCGGCAGGAUGCUCUGCAGAGGAAGAUGGAGGAGAGGAGACUGCGGCUGCAGGAAGAAGCCAACAGGAGGUUUUCAGCGUCUGGGGCGAUGACUGCAGAGGAGCAGGAGCAGCGUUCUCUCUACACCAAUGUGCUGGAGUAUGAGCAGGACCAUGAUUGGCCCAAACUGUGGAAAGCAAACAUGAAGGGGAAUCCUGAUGAUGUCACCUUAGUGUCACGUCUCGUCUCUUACCUGCUCAGCCGGUCCGACCAUCCUGUGGUGAAGCUGCUGAGGAAACAUCAGUACCGUGUUUACAACCGGCUCUACCCCAUAGUGAGUAAAGGCUGCGUCCAGGGUCCUGCUCUGCUGCUCAGACCUGCUCAGCUUCCAGAGACCCAGAGGAGGACCGUCAGCACUGCGAGCUUUAGCACCGGCAUGUCGUCCUCGCCGUCUCGUGACUUCCACGCUGACUCUGAUGAGGAGGGGGAGGAGCCUCACACCCAGACGACAGUGGACCGGGAGAACUCGUUUGAAGAUCUUGAGCAGUUUCUGACUCACCUGGACUGGGCUCCGCCCAACGGCAGCGCAGAAUACGCCAGCGCCGAUUCCGAGCUGCCGUGUGACCCCUCGACUCUGAGCGAGGGCCACGUUCAGGGGCAGGAGAUGAGGGCGCUGAAGGAACAUCUGAAGGCCACUGUGAAAGACAUUCAUAUCGCCAUCGAUCAGCUUCUGUCUCUGUGUCUGCUGUCGUUUGAGUGUCUGAACACUGCCAGCUCCAAGGACCUGUGCCUCGCCAGCAUCGAGGAAGCCUUCUUCACUCCCCUGUGGAGCGCCCUGCUGACGCUGUUCAGGAAGGUCAACAUGGAGCGAGAACAGGCCUUUGAGACGAGUAUGAAACUGUACCAGGAGGCCUCACCUGGAGACAUCGGCGUUCCCCUGAAAUUAUUCCCCCAAGAACCCGAUGCACUGCAAGGUUCCUACCCCUACGAGUCGGCUGUUCAGGAGCUCAUGCUGCUCAUUAACGACUGCUGCCCUCAGAAGAAGCUGGAAUGUAUUGUUCGAACCCUACGUGUGAUCUGUGCCUGUGCAGAGGACUACAGGUGUCUGCAUGAGGGCGACUCCGCACCCAAAACUGCUGCCAUCGGAGCAGAUGACCUGUUGCCCAUCCUGUCCUACGUGGCCCUGCGGAGCCAGUGUCCCCAGCUGCUGUCUGAAUGUGCGGCUCUGGAGGAGUUCAUUCACGAAGGCUACCUGAUUGGAGAGGAGGGAUACUGUCUGACCUCCCUGCAGAGCGCCCUGGCCUAUGUGGAGUCUCUGCACUCGGCAGCAGCUCAGCUUCCUGCUGACAAGCUCGGAUGAAACAGGAAACGAGUCAAAUCUGUGGGAACUGAGGUUUAAAAGAAACCACGCAUCACUGAAGUUGUGUGUAAAAUGUGAAUGAGACAAACGCAUGUGCUUCAGCCGAGUGUGCAUGGGACUGAUGUGACGUGUGUGGGGGGGUGCUGUAUAAAACCUGAAGUGACAGAAUGUGGGAAACAGCAGCAAAACCAACUUCACACUGAGGACCUGGAAUCAGGCGUCUUCCCACUGGUGGAAGAUCCCUCCUGAGACCUCAGAGGACAAAUGCACUUUGGGUGAUGAGGCGUUCAGGGGCACACUGGAUAUUUGAGUUGUUAGGGGUCAGGCGGUGGAGGAGCUGUGUCACAGAUGAGCACAGGAGGAACUGUUGUGAAGUAACUUGUCUUUCACACGCAGGGGAAAUGAGAGCUGCUAUUUAUUGUAGGUUAGAAAACUGUUGCACUUUGUUAGUUAGUGAGUUUUGCCUGUGAGACGAGUUUCAAGCCUCGGUCUCAGUCGACCUUUUUGAAUUUCGGUUUUCAUUCUUAUUUUUAACAAAGCAAAGCUAGAAGUUCACCACCUUUUUAGUUUCACAGCCUAUUUUAUACUUUUAGCCGUUUCUCAAUGAAAACCCAACUGAUACUUAUUAGAUCUACGAUGGUAAAGGGAUUGUGUCAUAUUGAUGAGCUCAUAGUUUUAAGUUUGUUUUCAAGAACUGUUUGGUUUUAUAAAUCCGUGCAGACCUGAAAGACUGGUGUGUGUUUGAACGUAAAAAUGUGUCUUCAGACGAAUGAGACUAAAAUAACAUGAUGUCGAGCAGGAAGGAGAUUUUAUAAUCUGCUAUUAAACAACAGACAGAGCAGUUAUGAUAUUAUUGAGUGUUAUGAGUCCACAUCCUGAGCAGACUUCUCAUCUUCCCACUGCAGACGAACCAGUUUUAUAUUUUGUCAUUUUAUUUUGUUUGCUUUGUUUUUCUUUAAUUAACUUUUUUAAAUGAAUUAAAUUUAGUCCAGAUACAAAAGAAGUGAAACAAUGUCUGAACUGUUAUUUUUACAUAACUACUAAAAACAAGUCUAUGUAAUAACCAUGAAUGUAAUUAUAAUGUAAAUGGCAGAACGCUGUGAUAUUUUGCAAAGUGGAUGAAACCACUCGUGUAAAUGAAUUGUACAUUUUGUUAUAAUGUGAAUAUUAUUUAAUUAUUAAACUAAUUUACUGUGA